UGGUAUCUCGUCUUUACAUCUCUGUGAGAAGAAUCAACAUGUCUCAUCACUCCAUCCUUGGGAUCUCUGGACACAAGCACUUCAGCUCCUGUUCAAUAGCUUCACCUAAACAUGGGAGCUCACAGCACACAUUCUCUCACUCCUCCAAAUCUUCAAAUCAUGGUAACAAGUCAAUGCAUUGCUUUAGUAGCAGAAGUGCCUGUGGUAUGGGUUCCAAAGGACACAAGAAGUCACUGGGGAGCUUUUAUUCUGGGAAAAAUGGACACGCAUCUGGGCAUGGAUUUGGACAUGGAGGUAUUGGAUUUGGGGGAUCAGCAUGUUCUGGAGGCAUCAUCCCAGUUUCCAUAAAUCAAGGUCUUCUGGCCCCUCUCAACUUGGAGAUUGACCCAAGCAUCCAGAGAGUGAGGACUGAUGAAAGAAAUCAAAUUAGGGGUCUGAAUGACAAAUUUGCUUCUUUUAUUGACAAGGUGAGAUUACUGGAACAACAAAAUAAAAUGUUGGAGACUAAGUGGGCUCUCUUACAAGAACAAAAAACUGCCCAUUAUCAAAUUGAACCCCUGUUUGAAGCUUUUAUCAGUAACCUUAGGAGACAACUGGGAAACCUGGGAUGUGAAAGAGAACGUCUAGAAGGAGAAAGGAACAGCAUGGAACAAUCUGUGGAAGAACUAAGGAGAAGGUAUGAAGAAGAAGUGAACAGACGCACCGCGGCAGAAAAUGAGUUUGUUGGACUAAAAAGGGAUGUAGACGCAGCUUUUAUGAACAGAGCUGAGUUACAAGGAAAGGCUGAUUCUCUGACUGAUGAGAUCAACUUCCUGAGGACUCUGUAUGAUGCGGAAAUUUCCCAGCUCCAGGCUCAGAUCUCAGACACCUCAGUGGUUGUGUCCAUGGAUAACAGUCGGGAUCUGGACCUGGAUGGAAUCAUUGCUGAGGUCAGAUCUCAAUAUGAGGACAUUGCUAACAGGAGCAGGGCUGAGGCGGAGGCUAUGUACCAGUCACGGUUUGAGGAGCUUCGCACAGCUGCAGGAAGAAAUGGGAAUGAGCUGCAGAGCAGCCGAGAUGAGAUCUGUGAGCUGAACCGAGCAAUUCAAAGAAUGAAGGGAGAGAUUGACAGUGUGAAAGCUCAGCGCUCUGCACUUGAAUCUGCAAUAAAUGAAGCAGAGGAACGUGGAGAAUCUGCUGUCAGAGAUGCCAAGAACAAACUGUCCGAGCUGGAAGGCGCUCUACAGAAGGCCAAGCAAGACAUGGCUCGCCAACUGCGAGAAUACCAGGAGCUGAUGAAUGUGAAACUGGCUCUGGAUAUUGAGAUUGCCACCUACAGGAAGAUGCUGGAAGGAGAAGAGGGCAGUGUGAGCAAGGCUAGAUUAUCCCAUAUGUCAAAAGUGUCAAUUAAUUUUAGCUGGAGCAAUUUAGGACCCCGGCAUUGA
Messenger RNA from Pelobates fuscus (common spadefoot toad), 1424 nucleotides. RefSeq names its product keratin, type II cytoskeletal cochleal-like. The transcript is spliced from 8 exons. Gene Ontology annotation, molecular function: structural constituent of skin epidermis. The coding region runs from base 39 to 1424 and encodes 461 amino acids. Gene Ontology annotation, cellular component: keratin filament. NCBI's taxonomy places the organism in Eukaryota, Metazoa, Chordata, Amphibia, Anura, Pelobatidae. The record is from RefSeq and is a predicted model, not a curated record. Gene Ontology annotation, biological process: keratinization; intermediate filament organization.